This is a messenger RNA of Linnemannia hyalina, 3108 nucleotides long. Lineage: Eukaryota; Fungi; Mortierellomycota; Mortierellomycetes; Mortierellales; Mortierellaceae. The record is from the annotation of a GenBank genome assembly.
AUGCAGGUCAACGAUACCUUGGCAUCCCAGGAACCUGUCGCCAAAUUGACUAAAGCACUCGAAGGAUUGGAGGUCGAGGAAGAGUGCAACGAUGCACAGGAUAUGGCUCUCGACGAGUUCUUAGUCAACGCACUCAAGAAUCGACAGGAGCGGAUCUUUUUGCUGAAGCUUGACCGAGAGUUUUGCAGCUUCAUCAACAACCCAAGUCAGCCUCAACUAGAGUUCCCAACUCUCAAUGGCUACUAUCGUAUGAUGGUCCACAAAGUCGCUAACUACUUCAAGCUCACCCGUAUCGUCGAUCCGUCGCAAAAGAUUAUCCUCUUCAAGACCGAAUCGUCUGCGAUCCCCCCAUUACGCAUCUCAGACUUGGCCGAAGAAGAGGACGAACAGCCCGUCAAGAUGAUGAAGGUUUUGAAGAGGAAUCCCGGUAGAUCCUCCAGUGGAUCAGCUACUCCAGACGGAUCAUCAGAGCCAGAGCGAAAGCCCAUGUCGAUCAAGGAACGUGAAGAGGCAUACGCCAAGGCCAGAGCGCGAAUUUUCCAGGAGGAUGUCCCGGCCAAGCCAAAAUCGCCAAGCGAGAGUUCUGAUCCAAUUGUCCCUGUCGACUCUCCCUCCACAACUGCAGUGGAAACAAAUCCGCCCGGUCGGGAAGGCAACGAUGAGAGUCCCCAUGGAGCCAAUCGCACGAGGACUUCUAAUGGGAAGAAGUCGGUGGCUGGAUCUAGGCACACGGACGAUCAGGACGAACGGGAUGGACGUCAGCCAUCAUUACCAAACUCGUGCAAUGUCUCCCGAAGCACGUCUCCAUCACCCUCCGUCACCAUCAGCAACUCUGAUCCAAAUGCUCGACAAUCCGGCAAAGGACUUCGGCCCAAAGCAAAGCAGUCUAAGACCGAUCUUGCAGCAGAGUGCGCUGAUGUCAGAAGACGUAAGAGCACGACUUCCAAUGCUUCGUCAUCGUCGGGAACUGUCAAGACACCGGUGGGGUUGGCCCGGACCAUCUCGUCAUCAUCUAGCCAGGAUGGGUUCCAGAGCCCCAAUUCCGGCAUGACCUUGACAGAGUCGCCUACUGUGAAUUCACCUUCAAGCGGAACACCCAAAGGAUACGACUACUUUGCGCCCAACCCCAACUCGAAUUCCGGAUCUGUAUCGCCCAUGAGCAAUGGACUACGAGCGUCCUAUACCUACCCUCAGCCCGGCGGACACAAGCAACAACGGAACUUCAACGGCCCUGCGACGCAUAAUGGAGGCGGCCCAGGCGGUAUGGGAUACAACAACGCUCAGUCCAACUCUGGUUUCAUGAAGGGUAUGAACACACCCGCCUUUGUGCCUAAAAAACCAUAUCCCAAGCAUGGUCAGGUCAACAACCACCAAAACGCCGGUCCCUAUAACAAUGGCCCCAUGCCUGGCUACCCUUCAGGGCCUUCCAACCCACCCCAUGCAUUCAACAACAAUAACAACGGCAACAACCAUUAUACCCAGCAACCACACCCUAACCCGGCUUCACCCUGGUCUGAUCGAAGCGGAGCCCCAGGGCAGGAUGGACCCAAUUUUUAUGUGCAACAGGAUGCUAUGCAUGGCAGCUCGUCGCAACCCCCGCCUCAAGGAUUCAACUACUCCAAUGCUCCCAAUCAGUUCUCGCAACCAGGACCAAGAUUCCAGGGUCACCAAAUAUCCCCAGGCGAAGGCCCUCAGAAUGGACAGCGGUAUCCCUUCCACCACAAAGGACCAUAUGAUGCUAACUGGGGACAAGGACCCGGCCACCCUGCCGGACAGGGUUAUGAUCAGCCCAACACGCUGUACAACCCAGCAGCCCAACCACAGGGAGGCAAGAAACCAUACAAGAACUAUCACUCGAUCCCAGUAGUGAACCAGCAGCAGUUUUCGUCAACGAUGGGAGGUCCUCAGAACGUCAUGUCUCAGGCUUUACCCGGAGCGGGACCUGGUGGCAUUGGCGGGAAUGGUGCGAUCUCUCAUUACGACAUUGAGCGGAGGCCACCCAAAUCCGCUGAACUCUUUGACCCCAAUGGCCCACAGCCCUCAAGUGGCAGUGGGGGAGGAGGAAGCCAAGGCGAGUUUGGGAAUGGUAGCCGUUACCAGGGAACGAGCGACGGAGGAUAUAUGAGCGGUCAAGAUGGACCGACGAUGGCAGGCGAGAGGCAACCUCAGGGACACCGAAGCUCGUUCCAUGGGCAGUAUCAGUCGCAGUCCGGCGCACACUACAAUCAGGCGACAUUCCAGCCACCACAUGCACCUAUUGCUAUGAACCGGUCGUACUCUUCCUCGUCCUCUUCAGCGGGUUACAGUGGAGGAAACACAAGCAGCCCCGGCCCUCAUGCGGGCAAGAAGAAUCAUAGCCUGCUCUAUGACUAUUCAGUGACAACCCAGUCCUAUGAUGGCAAUGUCAAAUCUACUACCGCUGAGGCUGACAAGGCGUCUGCGCCAGCAUUAGGUCACAUUUUGGAGAUCUUCGGCUAUGAUGCACAGGACGACAUUUUUGAGGAUUUGGCACUGCCAGCUGGUUCGAAGGUGAGGCGGUUAAAGGCGGCCAACAAGGAGUUGUUGGGCCAGGUGUUGGUGGUGUUCAAGAAUGCGACCCUGGCGUCCGAGGCCUUGUCCACCUUCCAAGAGGGCAAGUCGACAUGGAUGAACCCUGAGGCGAAGCUGCAGUUUGACUCGACGUGCUUGACCUCAGAGGAAGGCGAGAGUGUGGAGGCAACUGGAUCGGAGGAGGGAGAAUCGGAGGAAAGUUCCAAGUCGGCAGCGGCAGCAUUACCUUCGACACGGUUACAACGUCGGUUCAAUGUCAAAGUCUGGACACCUGUUCUUGUCAACAGCGUAACACCUCUCAAGGCCACUCAGCCCCAGCUUUCAUCAUCACCAUCGAACGAUUCGACCAACAACAAUAACAAUAACGCUGGCAGUGCUAGUAGUAUUGGAACUGCACAGUCGGAGGAUGGCGAGGAGAGAGAUCAGGAGGAUGUUGUUGUUGUGAUUGGUAUUUCUUCUUCAUCUGCUGCUGCUGCUGCAGUAGCUACUGCAGUUUCGUCCUCAUCACCGACAUUGCAGAAGGAAAGUGAUCCAGGGUCUGUGAUACUGGGACUCUAG